This is a messenger RNA of Caenorhabditis remanei, 1053 nucleotides long. RefSeq lists its product as uncharacterized. The transcript is spliced from 4 exons. Bases 1 to 1053 code for a protein of 350 amino acids. The record is from RefSeq and is a predicted model, not a curated record. NCBI's taxonomy places the organism in Eukaryota, Metazoa, Nematoda, Chromadorea, Rhabditida, Rhabditidae.
AUGUUGGUUUCUCGUCGUAUCAACAUCUUAAAACUAUCGAAUCGUUUCCUCUCUUCGUCUUCAAGUUCUCAGUCUCUGCCAGGAAUUGAAGAGCUGGAAAUUGUGACGAAUCCAUCUGGAAAACAUUUGGACGAAUUUAUGAAAGCUGCUGGAAACGACAGAACUGUUUUCAAAAGAGAGGAUAUUGAAUUGUGGCAAAAUAGUUUGAAAGACUAUCAGCUGAAAGUGACAUGUCUGAAAGAGACGAAACGAGUCAUUGCAACUUUACACUUCUGUAAAAUGUAUCCUGUUCCGAAUUCUGGAAAUGAGCCGAUUGUAUUCAUGGGAUUCGGAUGGGCUGACCCGGAAUACAGAUCUGCUCCAUACAUCAAGUUUCAAAACGAUAUGUCCCAUCAAAUGAUUCCAGACAAAAGAACUAAUGUCAUGGCACAAUACAAUGAAGCUGCUAGAAAGUGGUGGCAUCUCUUGAGUGGGAAAACGGAUCAUCCGGAAAAAGGGCAUGAAGUUGUGGAUGUUGGAUAUAGAAGUAUUUAUGAUGCGAAGGAGUUCGUGCUCCCGGAAGGUUUGGACACAACUGGAAUUUCAGUCAAGAAUGCGAGAGAAGUUCCGAAGAAAGAUAUCAUUGAAUACGAUCAGACAGUACAUCCAUAUCGCCGUGAGAAAUACAUAAUUUCCCAUAUGUAUGAUCGUGAUGGAUAUGGAAAAGUUGCGUAUGAUGAAGAUGGAAAAGUGAUUGGAAUCGGUCAAGCAAUCAUUUAUGACAACAAGAAAGACUGUAAUCUCGGACCGAUUUAUGCAGAUGACCCACGUGUCGCCCAGGCUAUGUUUUAUGAAAUGUUGAAAGAUAUCAAGGAUUCUGGAAAGUUUGUGUCUCAAUUCGAAGUUCGCACCACACAGAAAAGUGCCAAUAGUUUCCACUGGAUCGCUCCAUUCUUGAAAUGUAAACCGACUCGCACUCAUAUCUGUAAUCUGGUCUACACACAUUGGGUUCCAAAGAAUAUCGGUUUCGAGAAAAUCUACUGCCCGACUCAUCUUCAAACGUUCAUCUGUUAA